Setaria italica (foxtail millet) is the source of this 2072-nucleotide messenger RNA. RefSeq names its product probable E3 ubiquitin-protein ligase XBOS34. The record is from RefSeq and is a predicted model, not a curated record. Bases 287 to 1828 code for a protein of 513 amino acids. Gene Ontology annotation, molecular function: protein binding. The transcript is spliced from 9 exons. Lineage: Eukaryota; Viridiplantae; Streptophyta; Magnoliopsida; Poales; Poaceae.
AUUAAAAUCCGAACUAAAUAAUCUCCCCCACCAGCGCCCGUCCUCCCCACACCCAAAUCCAUCCCCCUCCGCCUCCCCGGGAACCACCCGCUCGCCUCCCGCGGCGGGGAUCUCCGGGCUGGUUUCCCCCAAAUCGCCGCCCGCCUCACCACUCCGGAAGCCCCUCGGUUCCCCACCCGCGCCCGCGACGGCACGACUCGCAGGAUCUCUCUGCUGACUUGCUCGGGCGAUUUUGAUUGAGAGAAUCCCCUCCUCCUCCUCCGAUUGGGCUAUUUCGUGGGUCGGGAUGGGGCUGCAGCAGUCCAAGGAGGAGCUGCUGUACCAGCAGGUCAACUACGGCAACGUCGACGGGAUUCGGACCCUCCGCGCGCAGGGCGCGGGCCUUGAGUGGAUUGACAAGGAGGGGAAGACGCCCCUGAUGGUCGCCUGCAUGCGGCCCGAUCUGCUCGGCGUCGCCAAGGUGCUCAUCGAGUUGGGAGCCAAUGUCAACGCGUACCGGCCUGGAUCACAUUGUGGGACUGCAUUGCACCAUGCUGCUAAGAAAGGACUUGAGCAGACUGUCCAUUUACUUCUCACGCAUGGAGCUAAUCCUUUCAUACCAAAUGAUGAUUGCAAUACUGCCCUUGAAUUGGCAAGAGAAAAGGGCCAUGUUAAUGUUGUACGGGCCAUAGAGGGACGGAUUUCUCUUUUUUGUGGAUGGAUGAGGGAGAAUUAUGCUCCUGCUUUUCUGGAUGCAAUUGCUCCGCAGUUUAUGACACGAAAAAUUUGGGCUGUGGUUUUACCCCGUGAAGUGCGGACUCCAACCAGGCUUCUUAAGUUAGAGCUAGCUAUAUAUCCUGAACUACAGGCUUCUAAACCUCGUGCUGUAGUUAAACUAUGGAAAUCGCAAAUUGAGGAACCAAAGCUUAACCUGGCUGACCCUUCCGUUGUCAUUUUUGAUAAAGGAACAAAAACUCGAUACAAGAUCUUACCAGCCUACGAAGGUGACAAACAGCAGCUUCAAAGGUUUUACCAUGCAUGUUGUGGCAUGGUGCAGGUUUCCAACACGGCUCCAGCACCACCAGCAAAUCUCCCAGUGCCAAAUCCAGUACCUGCAAACUCAUCUGUGGCACCUUCAGAAGUAUCUGCACCCACCAAGGAGGAUGUUGAAUUAGCGAUGGCUAUCAAUGCCUCAAUUCAGUCAGCUAUUGCGGAGGGAGUGCCCAAUGUUCAACCAAAUGCAUCCACUCCCAACACCAAUGGCUGGGGUAUCCCUCCAAGCAAUUCUCACAAUGGAUGGGGACCACCAUCAGCUCCUGCACCAUCAAAGACGAGCGGGCAAUCCCAAGCCCGGGUUGACGCUCCAAGCAGCAGCAGCACAUACAAUGGAUGGAACGUGCCUGGAACAAGCUCUAGCCAAAGUUCAUCGAAACCCAGCAAAACACAAACCAACCCACCGGUUGUGAUUCCGCAGGAAGCACUACCAGCUCUUCCAACCCCAACUGCACCACCAUUUGCCGAAGAAACCUUCUACAGCGGCCCUGUUCAGUACCCAUCCAUAGAUUCCACUCCUGUCGAUGUAAUCAUGCCUGCUACCACCGAAGGCGGUACUGUGGCAGCAUCUGUGGGACCUGGAGAAGAUGAGGCUAAUGCGAGCGGCAGCGGCAGCGGCAAUACUCCCUCCGGCACCUGUGUUAUCUGUUUGGAUGCCCCCGUGGAAGGGGCCUGCAUUCCGUGCGGCCACAUGGCUGGUUGCAUGUCCUGCUUGAAGGACAUAGAGUCCAAGAAGUGGGGGUGCCCUAUCUGCCGCGCCACGAUCAACCAGGUUGUUCGCCUCUAUGCUGUUUGAGAAGUUGAAAUGGUGAGCCUGGAAACUUGGCAACUGGAUGGUUCUCGCAACAAGUUUUGAUGGGAACGUCUCUAUCUAAGAAUUAUGCAGUUCGUACUGCUCUGUAAAUUAUGACUUUCGUGUAAUGUGAUCUACUCGGGCUGUUAUACGGUGGUCAGUGGUGUGUAUAUAAGUGUAAGACAAUUCUGUUGUGGAUUUAAGCCACACAGAACUGGAAAUAAAAUAUACUUUUUGCUGCUCUCCA